GGGUGGAUGCUCCGGUCCAGCCAAUCAGAGAGCAGCGGUGAACAGGAGGGCGGGUCAAAGAAGCACGCUUUCCUUUUUUAACUGAACGAAAAUUGUACUGUUGCCCGUUACGCACGUUUCGGUCUAUUCAAACAGAACGGUUGAAAGUCAAAAAGCCAACAUGUCUGACAAGAAGGCGGUGAUAAAGAAUGCUGACAUGCCUGAUGAAAUGCAGCAGGAUGCAGUGGACUGUGCAAUGCAGGCCAUGGAGAAAUACAACAUUGAGAAGGAUAUUGCUGCCUAUGUCAAAAAGGAGUUUGACAAGAAGUAUAACCCCACAUGGCAUUGCAUUGUUGGGAGGAAUUUUGGCAGCUAUGUGACACACGAGACAAAGCAUUUCAUCUACUUCUACCUGGGUCAAGUAGCCAUUCUACUCUUCAAGUCAGGCUGAAACCAAAACCAUGCUGUGCCUAAACUACUUUUAAUUCAGCCCUUAACGCGUAAUACCAUGCUGUAUAUUAGCUGCCACCUUUCUGCAGACAUGGCCCCACCUCUUGUUUUCCUGCCUGCUUCAGCCGGAUUUUGUAAAUCUGCAUCACGACCACAGAUGGUAGAUGGCUCAUUAGUCAUGCCUGGACCGAUGACAUGCCAUUCAUAGAAAACGUGAAUGUUAACUUCUCCCCAUGCCAGCUCUUGGUCAGCAUUUUGCACUUGUAACCAACUCCUUAUGAUUAAUAAUUUCUGAAUAUUCUUUUUGGUGCACUUUGUUGCACAGACUGUGUACAUUUUUUCAUAUAAAUAUGUUGUAUAAUAACUUAUUUUUCAUGUAAUUAAAAAAGCAACAGAGUUUUUGUUAAAUGUCUUUUUAAUUUUCAUUGUUGACUAAGGUGAAUUUAAAAAAUGCCAAGGCUGUUGCUUACACUUAAUAAAGAACAUGACUUGCUGAGAGAUGCCAGGUUUUUGUACGUGUUUGAACAUUCCUGUUUCCACUUUAGAUGUGAAUAACUGAACCGUUACUGUUGCACAUCUCUGGAAUGUAAGCUGGUAUGGGGUUUGGUAUUUUGAUAUUUCAUUAUGUUGAGCACAGAAGACAUUUGACACAGUAAAGUGGUUUAAAAUA
Molecule: messenger RNA, 1099 nt
Organism: Cheilinus undulatus (humphead wrasse)
Lineage: Eukaryota; Metazoa; Chordata; Actinopteri; Labriformes; Labridae
Gene: dynll2b
Product: dynein, light chain, LC8-type 2b
Exons: 3
Coding region: 161-430 (89 amino acids)
Biological process (GO): microtubule-based process; cilium assembly
Cellular component (GO): cytoplasmic dynein complex
Molecular function (GO): dynein light intermediate chain binding; dynein intermediate chain binding
Source: RefSeq, a predicted model, not a curated record